AUGUCGUCUAAAGGGGGUAAAAAACCGAGUGUUCCCAAAUUCUCCUCCUUCAAGCCAAAACCAGUCCCAGUGGAGCAAACGGAAGGACCGCCCACUCCCGCAGCUGAUCCAGGUUUGAUCACCAGAGGGAGCCACCUUCGUGCACACCGUCAUCGGUCCCAUGCUACAGAGGAAUCGCGUGAGCGAGAUCGAGGGAAUCACGAUUCGUCCACAAGGCAGUCAAACGUCUCCCGGCGUCCGGGACCAUCAGAAGAUUUCAAGGAAGGGUCAUUCACUAUUGACAAGCGAGGCGAUCCCCUCAUCAGAAAGUACGGCAGUAACCACCGCUACGAUGUUCCGGCCUAUCGCAGGUUCGGGUCUGGUCGUCUUCUGGGAGCAGAUGGCUUCUUGAGAAUUGAGCGUCUAGGAAAUCGUGAUGAGUUUUUCAUACGUGGGUACUACGAAGGAGGUUCUGCUCUUAGAGGGGAUCGGAAGAGCGUACUUGCAAGGGGUAUCCACAAUAAGUCACAACCCAUCCGAGUUCGACAAGAAUCUUCGCAGGCGCCUACCCUAACAGAGGAUUUCCUACCGUUGAAGUCCUCCAAGAAGCGAAAAUGGCCUAAUGAUCCUUCAAGCGAGUCGUCCGGUGAGGAAGGACAGUCUUACAGAUCAAUCCACGGGAAGAGCAAGGUGCAUGAGCACUCUGAAAGCGAUGAACUAUACGGCAGUGACUCGUCAGCUUCAUCUACGGGAUCUGAUAGACGCCGUUUCGUUGAUCCCGUGAAAGCAAAGGAAAUUAGCCUGUCUGCAAGGGUGAGAGAUCACCCGGAAGACAUCGAUGCGUGGCUUGAACUCGUCAACCAUCAAAAUACUUUGCUGCGAAUGAGGGCAGCCGAUGGACAGCGAGCAACUCAGGCCGAAAUCAAGAGUUUUGCUGACAUCAAGCUUUCCCUGCUCGAGAAAGGCCUCGCUCAUGCUGAUUCCCCUGAGCAACGGGACAAGUUGCUAUUGCGGAUUAUGCGUGAAGGCUCCAAAAUCUGGGAUCGCAAAACAGUUAUAAAGCGCUGGGAGGAUUUGAUGAAAGAUCAUAGUGCCAACUUCGCGCUGUGGAAGGCAUAUGUGAAUUUUCGGCAGACUGAUUUACCAACGUUUCGAUAUGAUGACAUCAAACAACUUUAUGUCAAUAGACUGCGGAGUAUCGAAACCGCAAUGACACAAGAUACUUCAAACACUCAGAGCCAAGAGUUGUAUGAUCAGCUGGUUUUGGUCUUCUUGAAAGCCACCCGGUUCGUCGCGGAUGCUGGGUUCGUCGAACUCGCAGUGGCAGCAUGGCAAGCUAUGCUGGAACUCCUUUUCUGUCGCCCUGUGACUGCCCCUGAUGCCAGCGCCAGUACGAUGAUUGCGUCUUUCCAAAACUUUUGGGAAAGUGAAGUGCCACGUAUUGGCGAAGAGUUUGCAAAAGGGUGGUUUACUUACGAAGCCGACGGUGGCAAGCAAGAUGCCCCUGAACCCCGGUCCUUCGGGGUUGGCCAAACGCCGAAUACUCGGGAUGCGUACAAGGCAUGGACAGCCACUGAGCAGCAAAGAGCUGCAAACGCAAAGGUUCCAGCUCGCACCAUGGAUGACGGGACGGAAGACGAUCCAUACAGAGUUGUCAUGUUCGCAGAUAUCCAAGAUUUUCUCGUAUUUAUUCCAGAAAAAAACCUGCCCAUGAUACAGACCCUGAUGCUUGAUGCCUACCUGAUCUUCUGUCAGCUACCCCCGGCGGUUGGGACCAGCAAAGCCGUCAAGGUCAUCAUGCAAGAUGAACUUCUCAAUAGUGGCAGAAACAGCGUCUUUGAAGUGAAGGAGGUGACGAAUUCAAUCGCUCCAGGUCAACAACACAUGGAUGAAGAGUCCACCAAGACGCCGGAUUUUGCGCACGAUUACCAACAAAUGGCAAUAUCGUCGGAGACGCUCUUCCCUCCGUCAAAAUGGUUUAGAUGCAUUCAGGCAAUGAGAGGGAGCACUUCGGAUCAGCACAAGCUGAUCUUGAAUACGCUGAAACAACUGGCACGCUCAUUCGGGCGUGAGGAAAUUGCCCCUUACUCUCUGGCCUUUGACAGUCUCGAUGAAACAAUUGACGACAAGAAGACAGCAAAGGCGCUUCUGAAGAAGUAUUCAACGAACAUCGGACUCUAUAUUGGAUACGCAAACCUUGAAAACGCCAGAGGAAACAGAGACACCGCCCGCAACGUAUUAUCUGCUGCUCUGAGCUUGCCAACAAAUUCGACGCACGACAGACUACGGCUCUGCAUCGCCUCGGCGUGGAUAGAUCUUGAGGAUGGCAACAUACCUGGAAGCAUAUCUCGAAUACUUAUGGUAGCGACCGAUGCAUCGAACGAAACAGCGAGCUCUACGACCCAACUUUUGAAGGCGAGACAACUGCUGGGGUCAAAUCGAGACUAUCUCAUAUCCUCGGGUGAUUCUGGAACUGCCGCCAUCUACGGUGAGGGAUUGGCCUUGUUAGAAUAUGCGACGCAAACCAGCGGCAAGGAACCACAAUCUGAAGGUCAGGGUGAUAUAUGGUCUGCUAUGAGCUGCGUUUCAGCCUGUUCCGACGACUUCAGCUCUCGAGGUCUCGCAGAGAGCCUAAGCCAUGAAAGAUUGCUACAAUUCACGGCCCGUCUUCUCUAUCAUCAUGCUACCCACGGACCCUUCCGACCCGCAUUCUUACGGGACCAAUUCGCAAAGUUCGUCCACUUCUUCCCGCAGAACACCAUGUUCCUGAGCUUAUACGCAUGGCGUGAAACCCGCCUCAGCAUUGACGACCGCGUGCGCUCCCUCCUAGACCAGCACGUCCUCGUGCCCCCACACGACUGCGUCAGUAGCCGCGUCUUCGCCAUCCGCCACGAGAUGAAGACGGGCAACUCCCAUUCCACCUGCGCCGCGUUCGAGCACGCUCUCGAGAGUGACGAGGAGACGGGCUGCAGGCACCAUCCGGGAUUGUGGAUAUCGUACAUGCGGUUCUGCCGCGAGAGAAAGGAGCUGAGACAUAAGGCCAAGGACGUGUUCUACCGCGCGGUGCAGAGCUAUCCCGGGUCGAGGGAGGUGUUUAUCGAGGCUUUUGUUACGCUGGUAGAGGAGAUGGACUCGGCUGAGUUGAAGGCGGUGUAUAAUACGCUUAGUGAGAAGGGGUUAAGGGUGCAUGUAGAACUGCAGGAAUUUGUGGAGGGGUGGGAGAGCGCUCAGAAGCAGAAGAUGAUGGGUGGUGGCCGAUGA
Molecule: messenger RNA, 3240 nt
Organism: Pseudomassariella vexata
Lineage: Eukaryota; Fungi; Ascomycota; Sordariomycetes; Amphisphaeriales; Pseudomassariaceae
Product: NRDE-2, necessary for RNA interference-domain-containing protein
Exons: 2
Coding region: 1-3240 (1079 amino acids)
Biological process (GO): negative regulation of RNA catabolic process; regulatory ncRNA-mediated post-transcriptional gene silencing
Cellular component (GO): catalytic step 2 spliceosome
Molecular function (GO): protein binding
Source: RefSeq, a predicted model, not a curated record